Dovyalis caffra is the source of this 1005-nucleotide messenger RNA. Lineage: Eukaryota; Viridiplantae; Streptophyta; Magnoliopsida; Malpighiales; Salicaceae. The record is from the annotation of a GenBank genome assembly.
AUGGAGCUUCAGGAUCAAAUUUAUUACUCUCGUUAUAAAGACGAUUUUGAGGAGAUAGGGAAACUAGGUAAGGGUGGAUUUGGACGAGUCAUGAAGUGUAAGCAUAAAUUGGAUGACGUGGAAUAUGCAAUCAAGAUAAUCAAAUUUGCGGAGAACCGAAGAGAUGAAGUAGUAAGGGAGGUACUUAAGCACGCUGGUUUGCACCACGAGAAUAUUGUGCGCUACCAUCAGGCCCGGAUAGAGGAAUGUGAACCAAAAAGUGAUGAUGAUAACAAGGCAGACUCAGUUUCUUCCAAUGAGGACUCAGUUUCUUUUGGUUCAGACAUCCAUGGUGAUUCAUUGUAUAUACAAAUGGAGUGUUGUGACGGAACUCUUUUCGAACAUCUUUUCAAAGAACUUGGAGACAAAGAUCGCUUGUGGAUUGCAAAGAAGAUUGUGGAAGGACUAUGCUACAUCCACGAGAAGAAGACUAUUCACAGAGACUUGAAUACCCAUAACAUCUAUAUUUUGAAGGAUGCUAGAGAGCGGGUAACCAAAAUCAAAAUAGGAGAUUUUGGACUUGCGGUAUCUUGGAAGAGCGAUACCGAUACAAAAGUUCAAGUUAAAAGUUCAGAAGGAAUUGACUAUUACAAUGCUCCUGAAGUCGUUGGCACAGGAUUGAUUGAUGCGAAGGCAGACAUUUUCAGCUUGGGAGUUAUUUUAUUUGAGGUGCUGCACCCCUCUUCAACGAAUAGAGAAAGAAUAGAGAAUCUGAUAGAUUUGAAGGGUAUGAAAUUUCCAGAUGAUUGGAAAAGCGAUCAGUACGAUCAUUACAAAUCUUUUAUCUCAAAGCUGUUGUCUAAAAACCCUAAUGAUCGCCCUUCUGCUCAAGAAGUUCUGCUGCAAAUUCAGCAAAUUCAGGAUCUCUCUCCCUCUAGCGAGUUGGAUGAGCCCGUGGAAGGCCAAGAGAAACAGAUUCAGGAAGGUGUGGAGGAGACUAGAAAGUCUGACUUAAAGAACGUUUGA